AUGGACGACCCCGAACAAGACAAGAUCGCUGACUCGAACCUCGUUGAGCACCCCGCUGGACUCAUCUACGACGAUAACGAGAGUGUUAGAGCUGGAUCUCUUGCAGCACUGGUGGAACAUCUUACUCAUCCAAACAAGCUAGAUGCAUCUUUCAACAGAAUAUUUCUCACGACAUAUACAUACUUCACUUCAGGGACGGAACUUGUCCAGCUGCUCAUUAGGAGGUAUGAUUGCGCACCGCCUGUCAAUCUAAACCCAAUGAAAGCAGCAGAAUGGUCAAGUCAGGCAAAGCCCUUGAUUCAGGUACGGGUGUUGGAUACCCUAAAUCAAUGGCUCGAAAAUUUCUGGACAUGGAAUGAGCCGAAAGGCCCUGAAACGCAUGAGAAUCUCCUAAAUCUCCAGUCAUUCGUUAGGGCCCUCGCGUCAAGUACACAGCAGCAGAAGCUUCAUGAAAUGACCCAUUGCCGACUUGUGGGCCUCGAGCCAGAGGGCAUGAGGAGGCCGCGUUCCCAGCCAUCAUCUAUCGCAACGUCCAGCUCAAGCUCAACCGCCCCCAAGCCAAUCCUGCCACGGAAGAUGAAACCGAAUAAGCUUCAAUUUCUCAAAAUUGAUGCCAGAGAGAUCGCGCGCCAACUAACCCUAAUGGAAUCAUGCAUCUUUGGUAAAGUACAGCCUAAUGAACUCAUGCAUAAAAACUGGCAAAGGAGGGAGAGCCAAGACGUGGCUCCCAAUGUCAGAGCCCUAAUUCAAUUCUUCAAUCAGCUCUCUGGUUGGGUUGGAGCCCUAGUACUUGCAGAAUCGGACUUGAAACCGCGGACGCAGGUUAUAGGGCACUUCAUUAAUGUCGCCAAUGCAUGUCAUGACCUUCAGAACUACUCAGCUGUUGUCUCCAUAUUGUCAGGUCUGCAGAGUGCACCUGUGUACCGGCUUGGUCGAACUUGGGCAAUGGUCACACAGCGUGACUGCGACAAACUUGAACCAUUACAAGCUAUGAUGUCGAGCGAACAAAACCAUCAGACUUAUCGGAAUAUCCUGCGGCGCGCAAUACCGCCAUGUAUCCCUUUUCUUGGCAUAUUCCUAAAAGACCUAGUCUUCAUCGAAGAUGGAAAUCCGGAACUAACGCCAGAUGAACGACUGAUCAAUUUCUCCAGAUACUCCAUGAUGGCAUCCACCAUCGAUACCGUUCAGCACUUUCAAGAAGCGAUGUACUGUUUACAGCCCGUACCAGAGCUGCAGGAAUACCUCGCGACGGAGCUGCAACGCGCGGUUAAUUCGGAGAGGCUGUGGGACAGAAGCUGUGAGCUGGAGCCGAGGGGUCGGUGGGAUAGGAAAAGAGAGCGAGAUACGUAUACUGCCACAGGGGGGAUGACAACUGCCAUGGUUGUUGCUUGCAUGGUAUUUGAUUGA
Messenger RNA from Aspergillus nidulans FGSC A4, 1407 nucleotides. Its product is annotated as Ras-GEF domain-containing protein. Gene Ontology annotation, molecular function: guanyl-nucleotide exchange factor activity. The record is from RefSeq and is a predicted model, not a curated record. Bases 1 to 1407 code for a protein of 468 amino acids. The transcript is spliced from 3 exons. NCBI's taxonomy places the organism in Eukaryota, Fungi, Ascomycota, Eurotiomycetes, Eurotiales, Aspergillaceae. Gene Ontology annotation, biological process: small GTPase-mediated signal transduction.